Molecule: messenger RNA, 2016 nt
Organism: Aureobasidium melanogenum CBS 110374
Lineage: Eukaryota; Fungi; Ascomycota; Dothideomycetes; Dothideales; Saccotheciaceae
Exons: 1
Coding region: 1-2016 (671 amino acids)
Source: RefSeq, a predicted model, not a curated record
AUGGCUUCCACGCCUUCGCCUUUACCUCCUCCAAUGACCACACGACGAAGAGCUCGCGACAUUGCUCAGGCAGAAAAGCCGCGCCUCAAGUAUCCAGUUGUGCCUCCUAUCUUUGAUAUCACUGAACCUCAUGCUGUCGAGGUCAAGGAAGAACUUCGUGAGAGGUUCGACGACCUGUGCGAAGAAGCCGGCUGGGUACCUACAAAUGCUAUCCGAGAAGAGCUUGAAGUUCUCACCAAACUUGACACAAAAUGGAAACAACGCGACUGCGAAGCAGCAUUGUUCGCCUUUGUCCAGCACCUGGACUUUGUGUGGAUGAAUGGCUAUGUCUUGCUCGGUCGCAAGAAGUUCAAAGAAGGGAUUCUUUGCGUCUGGUAUCGUCCAAUCUACGCUCCCACAGAGCGCAGGAUUGAGUUUUGCUAUGGGCCCAGGAAGACUGUCUUCAAGCCUGAGGGCUUGCCAGGCAGAGUCGACAAAGACAAAGUUUGGCCACCAUUUACCAAACUGUUCGACUUGACCAAGCUCAAGCGAGAUAAGCAGAAUCUCUAUCUCACUGGCGUCUGGGAAAUCUUACACAAGUUCAAGCAUAUGCGCGGUAUUCUCGACCCCAAUGGCUUCGAGGACGAUGUAUCAAGACCUGGCCAUCCAGAGCUGCCGUUCCUGCCUGGCUCCACUUGGUUGAGACAGCGAGGAGUUCUGUGGAUUGACGACUCUCCAAAAAGUCAGGACACUGAGCUCCGCAGUAGACAUCGCUCGCAGUCACUCGAUGAGUUGAACCCAGAUACUCAUAUCGAGAACGACGAAGCUUCUCAAUCCACCAGCACGAGAUCAUCCGAUGGCGCUAUCGAACACCAAUCUCGUUCAUCAACGGAUGUCAAUGAAAUGAGCUGUGCUCAAUCAAUGACUACAAGUAGCUCAUCUGUCCUCGACAUCGAAGGAGCGCGCGGAAACAAACGCAAAGCAAACAGCAUCCCUGAUGGGUCACCAUCUCGAAAGCAGGCUUAUCUCUCCGUUGCUGAUGAUGUCAAUUCGGCUUGGUGCUCCAAGGCCACUAUCGUAUCAUCAUUGCCUGCGUCUCCCUCAGUCAAUAUGAUCCAGCAUUACGAGACUAGAAACCCUUCUUCCUCGAGCGAGCCUUUGCUCCAUGAGGUGAAUCCACCUGCCUUGACUGAUCAACGCAGUCAAAGCGAUGCUGGAGCGCACGCUAUAGGCGGAGCAUCACAGGAACGAGAGACACAACGCAAGAUCAUCACCAUGUUCCGAAGUAGUGUGCGUGCUCACACUAUUGAACCGCAAUCCGCGACUUUUGCUGGAGAAUCGAUCAACACAAAGGUCGUUGAGUCGUUGAAACACUCUACCAUGAUCGCAGAAACCUCGAAGCUCCCUCAACGACUCGCUGAGGCCCAGAAUCAUGUUGACAGUCUCCUUGGCCACCUCCUGCGGAACGUCCAAGUCUCAAGCUUCGUCGACAUCACUUCAGGCCAGGCUCAGCUCCGAAUCGUCGCCCAUCUACCCGCCAAUCUCUUUCAACCACUUACCCUCAAGUUUUCGCCAGUGGUAUGGUUGGGUACAUCGCCAGUUUUGCCCUCUCGUGAUCACAUAAUACAGGAGUUAGAAAGAAUCGCGAUUGACAGUUUCAAUCCUCAGCAGCGAGCUACACAGCAACAUAACUUUGAAUUACCACCAGAACGCCAUGAGGCCGUGUUCGCAGCUCCUGUCGCAUUGAUGGUACGUCAGCAAGACAAGUCAAGCAGUGAGAGCUGUAUCACUGUUGACCAAGCAAGAAAGCUUCUUCAUGGUCCUCGUGCAAAGAUUGUGUCUUCUGGAAAAGAGAAAGACGGAGGUCUCGAAUUGUUCAGCUUUGGCUUUACCUUUCCUUCCGCCGCAACUGAGGCGCGUCCCCUUGAUUUCAACUUUAGUCCAGUUCUCUCGAAGGAAACUAUUCCAGUCGGCCUCACCAAGAGUCAAGCCUUCAGAGCUCUUGCCGAGUAUGCAAGAGAAGACGAAGAGUGUUAG